UGAUUCCACCUAUGAACCCGAGCGACAAGCGCGGCCAGCAAGGAGGACCAAACCUGUGGAGGAGUCCAGACCCCGGGCUGUGAAUAGAAUGGUCGACACGGUAUUUGCGCAGAAAGAUGGGAAACGGAGAUAUUCAGCGCCAAAAUCUGAGGAGGCACUCUGGAAAGCGCAUGUACCCCGGGUGUUUGCAAAAGAAACCGGUGAUUCCACCUAUGAACCCGAGCAACAAGCGAGGCCAGCAAGGAGGAACAAAACUGUGGAGGAAUCUACACCUCGGGCUGGGAAUAGACCGGUCGGUAAUGUGCUUGCACAGGAAAAGGGGAAAGUGGGAUUUUCAGCAGCAACAUCUGAUGAGCCAUUCCAGGAAGUGCAUGAACCCCGGGUGUUUGCAGAAACGGUCGGUUAUUCCACCUAUGAACGCGAGCGACAAGCGCGGUCGGCAAGGAGGAAUGAGAGUAUGCACUCCCGGUCUAGGCCACCCCGCUCCUCACUUCCACGGUGGCCUACUCCUCGUGAGCGCCAGCCAAUCUCAUUACAAGAUGACAGCGGAGCGCAUGCGCUGAGAAUCUAUGACGAUAUUUCGGAUCGUGGCGAGAUCGAUACUGGUGAGCUUGGAGCGGAGUAUUCGAAACUCGGAGAGGACGCUAUUUUGGAGGCAGCGGUUGUCGUUCAGGCGUCGCCGGCAAAGGAGAUGAAGAUUGUUCCGGCGCCUGGAGAUGAUGUUACGGUUCCUCCGACGCUGGCGCAUGGUCUUGACAGGGUGUUGUUUAGCCCAGGAGUCCAUAUGCUACAGGAUCCACGAACGGGAGUCUACAAUUUCCCCGCCGACCUGAAAAACAUCAUGUCGGUGCACGAUUUCGACUUUGACGCGCUGCCGCAAUACCAGCCUCCCUCGGGGGACUCUGUGCUUGAGAAAGUAGCGGUGAAGUACAAGCGCAGAUACUAUGGCUCGACCUCAAACAUGACUGUUAUUCUGUCGCAGUUCCAUUUCUUUUUGUCGCGCGCACGCCCGCUGCACGUGCCGCAGCUGUCAAAGGCAUUCCAAGUCCAGCCGGAGUUCACCAAGGGCUCGCUCUCGGCCGCGUCCUUUUUUCUGCGCUACAAGCCCAAGACCGGCACCUACGCCCUCGACGUCGACAAGUCCGAGGACGAGGACAUGAUCCUGAUGUGGCUCGGCCGGUCGAUGGAGAAGCAGCUCGUGACAAACAGCACCGAGUACUCGCUCUUCCACCGCGAGAACUCGCACCAGCUGACGCCCGAGAUGCGCGCCGACCGCGAGACGUACCAUUACACCGCGUUCGGCGAGUUUAUGAUGCGGUCGCAGCAGGACGCGAUGGACGCGCGGCUGCCGGGCGAAGGCACGUUUGAUCUCAAGACGCGCGCGGUGGAGGCCGUGCGCUACGAUAUUGAUUAUAUCAACGAGCGCGCGACCUGCGACUACCAGCUGCGGACGCUCAAGGGCGAGCGCGAGUCUUUCGAGCGGGAGUAUUACGACAUGGCGCGGAGCGCGUUUCUAAAGUACCUGCUGCAGGUGCGCAUGGGUCGCAUGGACGGGAUCAUGGUGGCGUAUCAUAACGUCAAGCGGUUGUUUGGGUUCCAGUAUAUUCCGCGCGAGGAGAUGGACGCGAUUAUCCACGGGCCUUCGUAUAGGAACAUUGCGUUGCCGGAGUUCCAGGUCAGCAUUGAGAUGAUGGGCGAUUUGUUUGGUCGCGCGACUGAAAAGUUUCCUGAAACUUCGCUACAUUGCCUGAUGCAUUACGAGGAGCGCGAUCAGGAGUUACAUGUAUUUGUGACUCCGAUGAGCGAGGAAGAGAUCGCAAAGACGCAAAAGAGAGAGGAGAGCCGGAUGUUCAAUGUCAAGAAGAAGGCGCAGAAGAUCGCCGAGGCGAUUCUCAAUUCUGACGAGACGGGUGCGAAAGCGCGGAAGACGACAGAAGGGAAGAAGUGUGCCGAGGACCAGUUCAACAGCACGCUCGACGAUGACAUCAAUUAUACGAUCCCGGAGCUCAAAGAUAAACGCGGGAAUCAGGUAUUCGUGCACUACCGAAUCGAAAUCAACCACAUAAUCAACGGGGAACGGCUUCCACCAUAUACCCCGCCAGUGAUCAAGGACGACGACGACUGGAAGAUCGAGUACCUGAUCUCCGAGAUCCCGGAGCACGGCGACCGCGAGUCGGUGAUUGAGUUUUCGAGAGCGAUGCAAACGCGGAAGUUGGGCCGGGCGGGCUCGCACUCGAGUAUGCUGCGGUCGUUGGGCGAGGCGGGCGCGAGGUACCAGGACCUGCUUGAUGCGCGGGACCACGAGAAGAAUUUCGAGACGUACGCGCCGGAGAGGGGCGAGGUUCUGUAUCAGGAGCGCAUAGAGAAGAUGCGGGAGGAGAUGAGGAAGAGGAUGGAGAGCGGGGAGGAGCCGACGCUGGAGCAGCUGAAGGGGUAUAAGGAGGUUAAUGGGUUUUGGGAAAAGCCCAGUCCGAAGGAAAAGCCCUGGUCGAAGGAAUAGUUGUCUGGUGUAUAUAGAUAAUCACUGCUGUACAUAAUCUACUUCUUGUUAACUUUGAGCAUUGUUGCAUUAUUGUAUUAUUACGUAAGGAAGCGAGUCAGGCGAGUCAUCCCAGACUGCAAAUAAACUACAAUUGAC
This is a messenger RNA of Myxozyma melibiosi, 2638 nucleotides long. Its product is annotated as mitochondrial protein Pet127-domain-containing protein. The record is from RefSeq and is a predicted model, not a curated record. Gene Ontology annotation, biological process: mitochondrial RNA 5'-end processing. The transcript is spliced from 3 exons. NCBI's taxonomy places the organism in Eukaryota, Fungi, Ascomycota, Lipomycetes, Lipomycetales, Lipomycetaceae. Bases 89 to 2500 code for a protein of 803 amino acids. Gene Ontology annotation, cellular component: mitochondrion; mitochondrial envelope.